This is a messenger RNA of Plasmodium vinckei vinckei, 1056 nucleotides long. RefSeq names its product conserved Plasmodium protein, unknown function. Lineage: Eukaryota; Apicomplexa; Aconoidasida; Haemosporida; Plasmodiidae. The transcript is spliced from 3 exons. The coding region runs from base 1 to 1056 and encodes 351 amino acids. The record is from RefSeq and is a predicted model, not a curated record.
AUGUAUAAGUACGUACUAGUAAUACUACUACUACUACUACCACAAGUACAUGUACAAGUACAAGUGCAUGCAUUAAGUACCCCCGUUUUGUUUAAAGGCGUGUACGAAAACCACUUUGAAAAUAUGCAUAACAUUUUAAGUAUAAACUAUUUGAAAUUAACUGAAGAAUUAAAAAAUCACAAUUUUAAUGAAACAAAAUUAAAUUUAAAAUGGAAUAAUUUAGGGAUUGAAAAAAAGAAUGAAAUUAUUGAUUAUAAUAUAAUAGAAAAUUUUUGUAAUGCUUUAAAAAAUAAUAAAAGUUUUAAAGGAAUAAUAGACAUAUCUAAUAAUAAUUUAAAUGAAAUAAAUUUAUAUAAUUUGAUUUGUAGUCUUAGUGAAAAUAAAAAUAUUAUAGGAUUAAAUGCUAAAGGAAAUAUAAUAACAAAAAUGAUAUUUAAAAAAUUAUUAUUAAUUAUAGAAAGUAAUAAUAUUGAAUAUUUGAAUAUACAAAAUACACAAUUAAACCAUCAAGAGAUUAAAAAUAUUAUUUUCUCUUCUUUAAAUAAUAAUAUAAAAAUAUUAAAAUUACAUUUUUUAACUUUACAAAAUUUUAUAUUUCUAAUUAAAUAUAUAAAAGAAAAUAAUAAUUUGCAAAAAAUCCAUUUUUAUCUUACAUAUAAUACUGAAAUUGUUAAUACACCAAAUAUAAAAAAUGAAAAUGCUGCUCAAGCCUAUCCGCUCUACAUACACAAUUUACGAAAGGCAUUCAAAGAAUUUUUAGAGGUUGUUGAAAAUAAAAUUAACAUAAUAAAUGUAAAAUGUAAAACUGAUAUUUAUGAUGUAGAAAUAAAAGAGAUGAUUGAUUAUGUUACUCAUAUUUGUAAUAAACAUGUAAAAAUACAAAAUAUUGAUAAACAAAAUUCAAAAAAAGAAAUGGAAAUAAAUUCGAUGGAAAAAGUACAACUCUUAUUAUCUGACAUUAAUGGCAAACAAAAGCAUAUUCAAAAAUUCGAGAAAGAACUCCCGAUUGUCUUUGACAAAGAUAUCAUAGCAUUUGUCGAAAAAAUGCUGCCAUAG